AUGGGACGCAGAAAGAUUGAGAUACAGCCGAUUACUCAUGAACGAAACCGCUCGGUGACUUUUCUAAAGAGGAAGAACGGGCUCUUCAAAAAGGCGUACGAGCUUGGUGUGCUGUGUAGUGUCGAUGUUGCUGUGAUCAUCUUUGAGGAACGCCCGGGGCAUCAUCUCAAGUUGUACGAAUACUGCUCCGGCGAUACGAGGGACAUCGUCCAGAGGCAUUUGCGUUAUGAAGGCGAGAAGGAUACGCGUGGGCCGGCAGACUUUUCUGGCGCGGUCAAGAUUCUGGACGAGGAGGACGAAGAGGACGACGACGAGGUUGUCUCGGCCGUGCCGUCAAAACGCAGGGGCAGUGGACGACUCAGACCAGUGGGGACCGGUGACCUUGGCGAGGUGAGUCAGCGUAUCCACCUUUCUUUCCGGCUUUCAUCAGCGCCGUGCUCGAUGAUGACCAACAUAUAUCGUGCUUGCUGUUCCCCGCCGCCGUCGUCAUGA
This is a messenger RNA of Guyanagaster necrorhizus, 492 nucleotides long. RefSeq names its product SRF-like protein. Bases 1 to 492 code for a protein of 163 amino acids. Gene Ontology annotation, biological process: positive regulation of transcription by RNA polymerase II. NCBI's taxonomy places the organism in Eukaryota, Fungi, Basidiomycota, Agaricomycetes, Agaricales, Physalacriaceae. The transcript is spliced from 5 exons. The record is from RefSeq and is a predicted model, not a curated record. Gene Ontology annotation, molecular function: DNA-binding transcription factor activity, RNA polymerase II-specific; protein dimerization activity; RNA polymerase II cis-regulatory region sequence-specific DNA binding.